AUGCGCUGCCCCGGCGAGCGCUGCCCGCCGCUCCUCCUGCCGGGCCCCCGGUUCAUCCCCGAGCCGUGCCCGGCUCACCCCGAGCCCUUCGCCAACACCUGCCACCCCCUGAGCAUCACCAAGGGCCCGGCUCCGCGCUGGCAGGGCUGUCCCCAGGCUGUCCCCGCCGUGCCGCUGCUGCCGUGCCAGCCGCUGGUGCAGCGCUGCCUGCUGCUCUGCCCCGAGCCCUGCGAGACCCCGCGGCUGCUGCCCCGCCCGGGGGUCGCCCCCCAGCCCCCGGCCACCCCGCAGAGCCCCCGCGGGGACAAGAGACGCGCGGCCCGGAGCCUCCCGCCCUGCGCUCCGCGCUGCCCCGAGCCCGGCCGGCUGCGCUUCCCCCCGUGCGGCAUCCGCUGCUCGUCCGCCUCCUGCCGCGGCCAGUGCCGCCCGCGCAAGGCGGCCCCGAGCCCCCCGCGCCGCCCCGAGCCCACCGGCGGCUACUCGCUGCCCCUCCGAGGGGUCACCGAGUGUCCCCCGCAGCAGAGCCUCGCCCGCUGCUUCCUGCAGGAGCAGCCGGCCGGGGUGGCCCCGCACCGCUGCUCCAAGGGGUACCCCACGCAGGAGUUUGUCACCCGCUGCUCCUCGGAGCAGCGCCUGAGCAGCGCCCCGGCCACGCGCGGGGUGGCCAAGGCCACCAAGGAGUGUCCCCCGCUGCGGGCGGUGGCCAAGGGGUCGCUGCCGCUGGAGGGGACCAAGGGCAGGAGCUGCUCCGCGCAGCACCUGAGCAAGUCCCGCUGCGCCCACCACGCCCGGGGCUCCCCGCGGCCCUCCCGGCUGGCCCCGGCCGGGCCCAAGCGCCCCGGCCACGCCAAGAAAAGUCGCUGCGCUUCCAAGUGGCUCUGGUGA
Messenger RNA from Taeniopygia guttata (zebra finch), 885 nucleotides. RefSeq lists its product as uncharacterized. Lineage: Eukaryota; Metazoa; Chordata; Aves; Passeriformes; Estrildidae. The record is from RefSeq and is a predicted model, not a curated record.